Messenger RNA from Cladocopium goreaui, 1593 nucleotides. Lineage: Eukaryota; Dinophyceae; Suessiales; Symbiodiniaceae. The record is from the annotation of a GenBank genome assembly.
AUGUUCAAAUGGCUGACUGCCGACCGUGACAAGGGCACGCGGGCCUUUGCAUCUGUGGCGGAAGGGCUUCAAUCCUUAUACAAGGAGAAGCUGCUUCCCAUUGAAAAGGACUUCAGCUUUCCCCACUUUUUCUCUCCCGAACUGACGGAUGCGGAUUUUUCGGCUCGGCCUAUGGUGAUGCUAACAGGCCAGUACUCCACUGGCAAAAGCACCUUCAUUCGACACCUGUUGGGCCGAGAUUAUCCGGGCCUUCGAAUUGGGCCAGAACCCACCACCGACAAGUUCGUGGCGGUAUGCAAGGGAGACAUGGAUCAAGUGGUACCGGGAAACGCCUUGGUGGUUGACAAGGCCAUGCCUUUUACGCAGCUGAGUCACUUUGGGAAUGCCUUCCUCACUCGUUUCGAGUGUUCCAAAUUGGAUAGCCCCGUGCUCAACGGCAUGUCGCUCAUCGACACCCCGGGCGUGUUGUCGGGGGAGAAGCAGCGGAUCAAACGAGGCUACGAGUUCGAGGAGGUGGUGAAAUGGUUCGCGGACCGCGUGGACAUGAUCCUGGUGCUCUUCGACGUCUCGAAGCUGGACAUUUCCGAUGAAUUCAGGCGAGUGCUUCUUGCCUUAAAGGGCAAUGAUCAGAAGAUCCACAUCAUCUUGAACAAGGCCGAUCGGGUGACCACGCCCCAGUUGAUGCGCGUCUAUGGAGCCCUGAUGUGGUCCCUGGGAAAGGUGAUCGAUACCCCAGAGGUGUCGCGCGUUUACAUUGGCACUUUUUGGGACGAGCCCCUUCAGAACGACGAGCAACGAAAGCUCUUUGAAUCUGAAGAAAAUGACCUUUACACCGCCUUAGCACAGAUGCCCCGAAGUGCGGCCACUCGAAAGCUGAACGAUUUGAUCAAAAGAGCCAGGCUCGCGCGGGUUUUGGCCUUCCUCCUGAACCACUUGAGGAAUAAGAUGCCUUCAUUCAUGGGCAAAAGCAAGGAGCAGAAGAGGCUCAUCGACAACUUGGCGGCCGUGUACCAGGAAAUUGCCAAGGAGAAGGGGCUGGCCAUGGGAGACUUCCCAGAUCCCUCCUUGAUGCGGGAGAAGUUGGAGAAGAUGGACUUCACCAAGUUCCCCAAGUUGGACAAAAAGAAGAUGGACGCCUUGGAACGCAUGAUCCACGAGGAGUUGCCCCAGCUGCUGAAGCUCACCACCGAGGAGGCUGCCUCUGCAGAGGCCGCCUCCAUGGCGCAGCUGGGCACGGGGGCCUCGCCCUUCGCGGUGAUGAAGGUGGACGGCAAGAGCGAACGCACCGUGUACCAGGACCAGUGGCUGGUGUUUCCGAACUUGGAGGACUACACCAAAGAGUUCGAAGACAUCGGCCCCAAUGCUGCCAGAAAAAUCAGUGGAUCUCAGGCCAAAUCGGUUCUGGAGCAGAGCAAGUUGCCCUCCAAGGUGCUGCACGCCAUUUGGAACUUGUCGGAUGUGGACAAAGAUGGCGCCUUAACAUUGGCAGAGUUUGCUCUGGCCAAGCACUUCAUCAAGAUGAAGUUAGAGGGCCAAGAUCUUCCACCAACUUUGCCCGCGCAAAUGAUUCCCCCACCUGACGAUAGGGCAUGA